AUGUCUUUAGGCUUUUCUCUUGGUGAUUUUAUUGCUGUCGCGCAACUGGCGUACCAGCUAAGUAAGAUGCUCUCCGAGAGUAAAGGUGCCGCUGAGGAGUAUCGCACACUUAUUACAGAACUGGAUGUCGUCCAUCGAGUUCUCCUCCAGGUGAAUGAUCUACGCGCAUCCAACCAGCUUUCUCAAGCCACAGUGAAUGCUCUUCUAUUCACCGUCAACUCUACGAGGGAAUUAAUCGGAUCGUUCUUGGAUAGCCACUCUGCGUAUAGCAGCAGCUUGAAACCUGGAGGUUCUGGAAACCCGAUCAAAGACAUGCUUAUAAAGGGCAGCGUCGAGCUACGUCCUAGGAUGGGCCGGCCUACCCAAUGGAAGGACAUCCGAACCUUCGGAAGUAUAUAUAGCACAGCAACUGCAUUGGAUCAAGUCUGGAUCAAAGAAUUUGAAAUGCAAAAAAAACCAAUCUCAUUUUUCAGGCCAGGGCAGAUUUUCGCUGCGCAAAUCACCUCUCGUCUAUCUUUCGAAAACAAGCGUGCUUUUCGAAAGGUUGACUUUGGAAAUCUCCCAUUGGCACCAAUCCCGAAGUUGAAAGCCGUCGCGGACAGAGAGCAGCUCGAAGACAUGAUCAAGCGCCUCACCCAGAUACGGCAGCUCCCCCUUGACAGAAUGACUCGCUACUGCAGAGAUAUACCAGGUGAUAGGAAGAGUGUGCAGUGUCUGCUUUGUGGUCAAAAUUCUCGCAUUUUGCAAGAUUAUUGGGCAACGCAACAUUUUCGAGCUUGCCACAAAGAAUAUUACUUUGGGUUGAAACAAGACGAGAAUUCGGCGAACCUCAAGGUAAUUCCAUGGAAAAAACAACUCAAGAAGCUUCCUCAUUCAACAAGUACAGAGUUUUCAGCAGAGAAGUGGAUAGUAUUGGAGGAUAUAACAAUAGACGUUCCUAUCCAGGAAGACUGGGAUUUUUCAGGUUGGGAUAUUUCGCAACAAUAUUAUUUGGACGUUGGCGGCCCCAUCAUGAUCCAACGAUUUGUUGUGGUCCGUGAAGAUAACAAAUGUUGCUUAUGUCUGGGCAUUCAUACAUAUAUGAAACAGGGGUGUGGAAAUCAGUCAGAUCAAGAACUUCAUGGUGUCCUCAGCUCUGAAAAAUCCCCUCCACCGCUUGCACCCAAUGAGACGAAAGUUAUCCUGUCUCCAGUGCGGAUGAAGCCCGAUCAUCCCUCUUUGGCUCUAUCCAACACUGCUCGUAUCCACUACGGCCGCGCAUACGAAAUUAGCCACGCAAUUCCUGUCCAGCCUCUUGGCUUGAUUCACCCGGCUUCCAUGGAGGUCCUGAUAAAUCAGUUUGAGGCUAACGUUACAAGAUUACAACCAGGGGAAGAUUUGGGAGACGAAUGGGAAGAAGACAUGCCAGAGAACAUAAACUCACAACAAAAGGUUGAGGAUGUGACACCCAGCAUAAAAGGAGCUUAUACACGUAGAAAUAUUGUAAAGGAUAUGCGGAGGAGCAUGAAAAAGGUCCUCGGGCCGAAAUUGCCACCGCCAAGUGGCAUGUACCAUGUGAGAGAUGAACACUUUGAUGAGAGACGAAUACUAUGA
Messenger RNA from Trichoderma aggressivum f. europaeum, 1593 nucleotides. RefSeq lists its product as uncharacterized. The record is from RefSeq and is a predicted model, not a curated record. Lineage: Eukaryota; Fungi; Ascomycota; Sordariomycetes; Hypocreales; Hypocreaceae. Bases 1 to 1593 code for a protein of 530 amino acids. The transcript is spliced from 3 exons.